UUAGAUUUUGGCAUUUUCUAUCAAAUAUUCAUUUUCCAUAAAUCAAAUUUUUAGUGUAAAAAUGAUAAAGGAAACAUUACUUUGGGAGACUCUGCACACUGUAGAGCAGCUGGAGGUGGCCUUCGAGGAGACACUCCAAACUAUAGACGAUUUGAACAAUCGAUAUAGGCUUAUUGCCACACGAAAGAAAACAGCUGAGAAACGUCAGCGGCUCUAUGAGUCUGAAAUACAGGCGGCCAUCACAGAGCCCACAUAUACCAAGAUCCUAACUUGUCCGAUGAGGCGGAAGAAGCGCUCAAAGAAACGAACCGUAUACAGAAGGCAGACGGCUACUCAAAAGUCCAAUAAGCAGGCGGAACAGCCAAUUUUGUCCCUGCAAGCCAAUUGCACAUAUGAGUUGAACUUGAAUGGUUCGAGCACUGGGAUUCAUUCCGUUGAGGCGCGUAUUCAUCAGGAGCAAACGGAAUCGGCAACGGACGCGAGACCGGCUAGCAAUGGGAGUGGCAUGUCGGAAGCUUCAGAUCAAACGGAUCCUAAGCUCUGUUCCUGCAGCACCCAUUGCUGUCCCUAUUGCCAUUGCAAAACCUAUUAUUUUUAAUAUGUAUCUUAAAUGUAUAUUAGCGAUAUUCCCUUAAAUAA
This is a messenger RNA of Drosophila novamexicana, 639 nucleotides long. RefSeq lists its product as uncharacterized. The coding region runs from base 62 to 598 and encodes 178 amino acids. The transcript has a single exon. The record is from RefSeq and is a predicted model, not a curated record. NCBI's taxonomy places the organism in Eukaryota, Metazoa, Arthropoda, Insecta, Diptera, Drosophilidae.